Sparassis crispa is the source of this 1122-nucleotide messenger RNA. RefSeq lists its product as hypothetical. NCBI's taxonomy places the organism in Eukaryota, Fungi, Basidiomycota, Agaricomycetes, Polyporales, Sparassidaceae. The coding region runs from base 1 to 1122 and encodes 373 amino acids. The transcript has a single exon. The record is from RefSeq and is a predicted model, not a curated record.
AUGGCGGAGCAUGUUGAUGCGUGGCACGAUAUGUAUCCUGGGAACCUUUUCAGCAAUGGUCCGGGGCUGUCCGCAGCGCCUCCACCCAAUGCUUCCAGGGAUGAGCGUGACCAGCCUCUGCAUAUGGUCAGCCUAUGGGAGAUUGCGAAGGAGGCACUUAACCCCAAAGAAAUGUCCUCUGCAUACAUUGAGAAAUGUCUCGACGACUCUGUGAUGUCAGUACUAGAAGCCGGCGUGGCUCCGAAGAAAAAGACUGUUCGGUUCGAUGACAAUGCUGCAGGGAAGUCUGCAAAGUGUCCUCCCAGUGUUCCGGCCUCCCAGGUCCCGGCAUCAAUUGUCAAGCCGGCGUCGGAUCUGUCUGUGGUGCUGAAAGGAGGUGUGAAGGCAUCUCUGGCAUCUCCAGGAAGCCGGGCUAUGCAGUACAGCUAUAAGAUGCCAGUGAAAGACAAGGUGAAUGUGCAGGAUAUAUUUGAGCACAUCCAAAAUGAAGUCCACAUCUCGCUAAUGCAUCGGGAACUGAUGGCAUUGUGCCCGAAGAUCUGCAAGCUUGAAAAGGAGGAGAUUACUGCGAAGCGAGUAGUGACGAUGGGAAGCUUCGAGGCUGCGGAUGGCGAGGAGGUUGCAGAGGCUCUCUUAGUGGAUGUGAGCAAUGGCAGCAGACCACUCGUGGUGGCCGAUGAUUCUCUUCCAUUGCGAGCAAUUGACGCCCUGAUUGAAGGCAAGGAAUCGGUGAAAUGUAUCCUUGAGCAAGGCUCACAGAUCAUCACAAUGCGACGGGACAUCUGGAAAUACAUCGGGUCAGUGCUGCAGUCUGAGAAAACACUCAACAUGGAAUCGGCUAACAUGGGUAUCAACCAGAUGCUCAGACACCUCGCUAACAUUCAGUUCGGGUUUGGUGAGAUGGAUCUGUAUCUUCCGGCCCAUGUUCUAAAUGAUGCUCCAUUCGAGGUACUCUUGGGCCGGCCGUUCUUUACCUUGACAGCAUGCAAGACGCUCGAUUUCACCAAUGGCAAACAACACAUUACUCUGCGUGACCCUAACAUGCGUCAAGUAGUCACACUUCCCACUCACGAGCAUCGCCCGAGGCCACGGCCGAUGCCACCUCCAGGAAUGGGUUUUUAA